Molecule: messenger RNA, 3668 nt
Organism: Dromiciops gliroides (monito del monte)
Lineage: Eukaryota; Metazoa; Chordata; Mammalia; Microbiotheria; Microbiotheriidae
Product: trithorax group protein osa-like
Exons: 6
Coding region: 1007-2284 (425 amino acids)
Source: RefSeq, a predicted model, not a curated record
AAGACUCGGGCUCCAACGUGUUGCGGUGAGGUCCCGUCUCGCUGUGGGCCCCAGCAGCCAAGGCAUCGAGCCUCCUGCCAGGCUCCGCUGGGACCUCAGAAUCCAGUGCUCCCACCCUGACAGAGAAGUGCUUCUCGAGUGUCCCACCGCCCUGUCGGGCCUCUUGAGUGCAAUAUUCCCACCCUCCCUUCUGAAUCUGAGCCAGCUAGGGCAUCUGCCCCCCUUACUCCAGAACCCCACCUUCCCACCGGCCAAAUGGGCUCCUCACUCAGCUACCCCCAUACAGAGGGCUCAGGGGGGCCUGGGUAGCAUCGGGCCAGGCAGUGUACCCCCGAGCACGUGGCUGAGCAGGUGACAGAAGCAGAUUCAAAGGUUUGUCUGGACUCCAAAGCCAGGCUUCUCUCCCAAUCAAUCCCUCACCCAGAAUCUGGUUGGGAGAGGCCUCAGCAGGCUGGCCACCAUACACGCUCCUCCACUUGGCUCCCCUGGAGAGCAGGGUCCGUCACAGUCUGUCUGACCAUAGGAAACCCCAGAGUGGAAAGCUGAGGGCCUAGUGCUCCUAGCAGUACCACCCCUCUCUCCCUCCGUUCCCCCAUCUGUAAAAUGGGGGCAAGGGCUCUCCAGUGGCAGUGUGUAGUACUAGCCAGAAGGCCCUGAGUUCAAGUCCCACCCCCAGCUCCUCCUGGCUACAUGCCUCUGGACAAAUUGUUUCAAUUCUCAGGGCUCUAGAUCACUCCCCAAGAUGGUAGAUUGCAGAGGAGGUGCUGGCCUGAACUGGUAGAGGGAGUUUCCUCACCCAGAAGUUCUCUCUUCUGAUGACAUCCCAGGUCCGGUCCCUCCCCUUAACUCUUGACACCUACAUUCCCUAAAUAAGGACCCAUGAAGGAGAAAUGAGUGCCCUGACCACGGUCAAGCACAGACUGGAGAAGGGCAUGGGAAGAUUAGGCCGACAAACAGCCACCCCCACUUCAGAGGGAGCCUUCUCGGAGCCGGCCGGUGGCCAGGGAUGCUCAGACCUGGAGGCUGGUGUCUGCACACCCAGGGCCUAGGAGAGCUCAGAAUAGCAGCCAGGAGAACAUGUCCACACGGCCCUUCUCGUGUCUUCUGCCCUCCCCUCGGAUGCAAACUGUGGGGCAGAAAUGAGCCACGACAAGCAAGCUGUGUGACAGCCUGGGGGACCAGCAAAGCAGCCCAGGCAAAGGGCGGAUGGGGCAGCCGGGCUGCAACACCCGCAACGGAUUCCUCCUGCCCCUGUGUAGAGUCUGCUUUAUGGCUGACGCGUCUGGAGCGGCCAUCUUGCCCUGCUGACUGGCCUGACCAAGCCAAGGAUGUCCCACUGGGGGAUCCUGGCCCAUCCUGCUUCCAAGAUGAAUAUGUCUGGAGGCUGAGCCAGCUCUUGGGCUCAGUGCCUCCCAGUCAAGAAGAGCUUAGUCCCUGCGGCUCAGAAUCCAUCUGUACAGAAGACUUCGAAGCCUACUUCCAGGAGGCCAUGGUGGAGGCUACGCCACCUUCAGGGGCCCGCACCGGGAGCCCUGAGUCCUUGGGGGGCCACAUCUCCCGGGUCAGCCAGGGGCCUCCUCCCCAGCCCCUCAGCUCCAGGAAGCACCAGCAGCCCCCCGAGGAGAAGGGAGCUCCUAGCCAGGAAAGCUCCCAGGCACUCCCAGAGGACCCCAGCCCCAGGUUGGGCCCAGCAGCACUGGGCACUGCCAGGGGGCGAUCUCUGCUCCAACUGGGAGGUUCCUUCCCUGAGAAGUGGAGACCCAAAAGAGAUCCUGGGGUUGGACCAGCAAGAAGACAGCAUGGGGACCCUGGGGAACCCAGCCCCCACACAGAGAGCAGGAACGCCCAGCAGCCUCUGACCCCUUCUCCCCACGACAGAAGAGUCCAUUGGGACUGCGAGCUGCCCCCGGACCUCCUGCCCAAUGACCCGGCCCGGAGGCAGCUCUCCAGGCCCUUGGCAGUUCCUUUCUCUUCAGGACCCCAGGAUCCCAGGCUGUGUCUGGCCCAGGCCAGAGGCAAUCUCUCAGCAUCUCUCUGGGAGCCUGGCUCUCUCCUCCCAUCCUGCCUGCUGGGAUAUAGAGCUCCUGGCUCCCAGAAAGAGGAGCCCAGGCUCAGUCACAGAAAGGGGCUUAAAAAAGAGCAGGAGACCCCAGGGGACCCCAAGCCUUGGAAAUGGAGCAAGAAAUUGGAAAGCAUGAAGGAGCCCUGGAUUGGGGCUGCCGCUCCUGGGGGCCCUGAUAGAAGUUGCCCGCCGCCGCCUCUGGGAUGUGGAUCGGGAAGCUGAAGCCCUUCUGGAGGCUGUCCGGGAGCUGCAGAGGAACAGGCUGGCAUCUGUGCCCAGUGACUGCUGCAGCGGGCCAGGAUCACAGUGUGGUUGGAGGAGCAGGUGAGAUGGAACAGGGAUGUGGGCUCAGUUUGUUCCUCUGUAGAAUUGGGGUGAGGCUACCCACAUUGAUAAACCAUAAAGGGAUUGGCAAUGGAAAGGGACCCUGACAUUAUCAUUUCAGAUGAGGAGACUCAGAACCAGAGAGGGGAGUCACUGGACAGAGGCCAGAGUCACUCCUAGAAUGACUCGUGGGCCCCCCACAGCUCUGGGUCUGCCUCCAGAAUCCCCUGACCUGGCCUGGGCAGGCCCACUCCCAGAGGCGUGUCUGAGGGAGGGUGGGUGGCCAAGGAAGGGCUUCCACAGGGCCCAGGUCUCAGCCUGGGGGGAUUCCCAGGAGGGCAGGUCCUACUUCUGUCCUUGGCCUGAGCAGCCCAAGAUUCCCAGGUAGAGAACCCUCGGACAAAGACCGCGAUGAGCAGAAGGACAGGACCUCGGAACACUGAAGCCGGCAGAGGCCUCGUCUAACACAUGUCCUACAACAAGCAGGCAUCCCACCUCUGCAUGAAGACCCCCAAUGACAGGGAGCUUACCACCUCCAGAGCCAGACCUUCCUACUUUGGGAUGGUUAGGGAAUCUUUCCAGGCCUCAAGCCAAAAUCUACCUCUUUGCCACUCCCAGCUCUCCCACCCACCCCUGGGGUCCGGGUUCUGGUUCUGGGGCCAGACGCUAAAGCUCUUUACUGUGGUGAGCCCUGCAGGUAUGGGAAGGUGGCUCUCCUCGCUCCUGGAGUUUUCUCCAGAUUCCAAAUUCCUGGUUCCUUCAUCCCUCCUUUCCCGGGCCCUUUCUUGUCCUGGUCACCCUCAUCUAGAGGCUUCUCAGCUGACUGAUGUCCUUAGACGGCCCUGACCCAAGCUGAGCUCAGUCUUCCAUGUGCGGUCCCAUCAGGAGAGAGGAUGAUGGGGUUCCCAUCCCCCUCAUCCUGAGCCUGAGGACCAAGGGCCUCAUUAGCUUCUGUGACUGCCUCAUCACACUGGGAUGCAAAUUAUACUUGCAGUCCACUAUGACCCCCAGAUCUUUUUCUUACACAGCACUCCCCAGCCAUGCAUCCUACAUCUUGUAUUUGUGACACUGUCCUUUCAAACUCAUGACUAAAAGGAGAGAGCACCAAAGAUGUAUCCAAAGGACAUUCACAUUCUGGCCCUGCUCUGACACCUUGGACAAGUCACUUCUCUCUAGGCCUUCAUUUCUUCAUCCAUAAUAUGAAGAGUUCAGGCUCUGACGGCUUAUCCAUCACUAAACCUAUGAUCCUAUAAACAUGAAUCUCUAUUAAACUUUUCCAUUA